AGCCCCUUCUGGCUCUGGUGCGCCCCCGAGCCCUCCGCCGCGGGGGGACUGGGCGCGAAGGUCCAAAGGGGCCCCCCCUCGGCCGAAGGUCAGAGGCCCCGACAGGGCGACGGGGGGGGGGAGCGGGGCGGGCAUCUGCAGCCGCAUCCGCGCCUGGGCGAUGCUCUCGGCGCGGCGGGCGCUGCUCGCAGCCCUGACGCUGCUCCGCCUGCGCGGGUCCCCGCCGCCAGACGGCGCCGAGGAGGCCGUCGGCGGGGCCGCUUGCAAGGCCGCGCGCGUCAGCAGCCUGGGCCGCGACGCGGACCCCGAGAAUCGGGGGGACGUUCGUUUCUGGCUGGGCGGCGAGGAGCUGGCCGUGGAGACCAGCAGGGGCGUCAACCUCGUCGUCGUGAGCCCCAAGACGCAGGAGGUGGUGUCCGCACAGGCCUACGACACCUGGAGCCAGCCCGGGCCGGAGUCGGGGCGCUUGCGCAGCGACCUAGAGGCGCUGCCGGAGGGGCAGGUGGUGCUGAUGGGCGUGAACGACACGGGGAUGAUGGAGGCCAUGAGGGAGCAGCUCGCCGAAGCGCUGGGCAGCGUCGGCGUGACCCACCUCGAGCACACCUUCCGGGCCUCGUACGCGCUGAUCGGCAGCAAGGGCGGGCCAGCCGUCGCUGAGGACCAGGCAUCCGACCGCGUAGCCGAGGUCGCCGGGCGCAUCCCUUGCUCUGCCGGCUGCAGCAUCGCCAGGGUGGUCAGCAAGGAGGGGUUUCUGCAGGACGGGCUUCCUGCCUUCUUCCUGGGCGGGCAGAGGCUCGAGCCCGAGCUGGCGGCGGGCAUCAGCAUAGUGACCUUCGACCCCGUGUCCGAGGAGGCCACGGGGGCUCGCAGCUUUCCGGCCGACGCGGACGCGCAGGCGGAGGGCGGGCUGUCGAGCUACGUCGCGUCCCUUCCUAGCGAUACCAUCGCCCUCGUCGCCGUGAGCGGCGUGCGCCUGAGCAGCCUCCGCCGCGACACUGUCCGGGUGCUGACGGCGCUGGGGGCAUCCGAGCCGCUCCUCGGCAGACAGGGGCACGAGGGCUACGCGCUCAUCGGCAGCAAGGGCGGCUGGGCCGUGGCCGAGGGGGUAGGCGAGCCCGCCGUGGUCGAGGGCCCGCUGCCCUGCCAUGGCCCUGGCGGCGUGCCCACGGAGCUCCCGAGGGGCAGCGGGGACUUCCCAGGCAGCAGCGCCGAGGAGAGCAACGCCGCCUGGCCCGGGGGGUGGCAGCCGCAGACCCUCGCGGAGUGGCCGAAGGACGACUACGGGGCGCCCGAGCCCUGCUGGAAGAUCACGGUGCUGCGCGACGUCGCGGGUGGCUGGCCCGGGCGCUGCGCCGACCUGGAGCCGGUCGGCGACGGCGGCGCGGGGCCGGAGGCGUGCGCCAGGCUGUGCAGGCAGAGCGCCCGGUGCAGCGCGUGGCGCUUCGGGCCGGGCGGCUGCCGCCACGGGCAGGGCGUCGCGUGCGACGCGGCCGGGGACUGGGAGAGGGGUGCGGCGUCGCAGCGCCUGCAGCGCGGCGAGGUGCGGGUGCUCAAGAAGCUCGAGCGCCUGGAGGUGGUCGGGCUGCUGCGCCUGUCCUUCGAGAGCGGCGCGCGGGGCUCCCACUCCGGCGCGCUGAGCCACUGCCGGGAGUGGUGCUACUCCAGCAUCUACUGCCAGUACUGGCAGUUCUCCUCGAGGGGCGAAUGCUUCGUGGAGGCGCCGAGCAUCAACGAGAGCGCGGCCCAUUACCCGCUCAUCGUCGGCCUGGGGGCCCGCAUCGAGGGCAGCGCGGCUGAGUCCAUGGUCGAGGGGGAGUACAUCCAGCACUUCUGCCCGCCGAGGCCGCUGAGCCUGCGGGAAGCACAGGUGGUCAUAAACCGCCACGUGCACGAGCCCGAGUGGUGGCUGGAGGAGAGGCCCCGAGCGACGCCUGGCCCAGCGGCAGCGUGCUGGCCAGCGCCGAGGGCUGGCCCCACGGGGCGCAGCCGCCGCCGCUGGCGGCGUGGCCCAAGGAGACUGACGCCGGCGGUGCGCCCCUGCCGUGCCGCAAGAUGACGAUCCUGGACUCCGCCCGGGGGCUGCUGGACAGCUGGAGCGGCGACUGGCUUCGGCGCGCAGAGGGCGCUCACGCGGACUGGACUGCCAGCAGGCGUGCCUCUGGAACACGAGCUGCGCGGCGUGGGCGGUGACGGACACCCACGCCUGCUUCCACGCGAGCACCGGCCCAGGGCCCAAGGAUCGA
Prorocentrum cordatum is the source of this 2243-nucleotide messenger RNA. The record is from the annotation of a GenBank genome assembly. NCBI's taxonomy places the organism in Eukaryota, Dinophyceae, Prorocentrales, Prorocentraceae.